CUUCCCAGUCAGUGUGAAUCUCUCUCAGCCUACACAAUCUCCCAACACAACCUCGGGCUCAGUAAUGUGAAUACGCUGCGAGAGAGAGCUCUGCCUUCUUCACGUUCUGCGCUUCCACCUGCUCGAGGACACACUCACACCACACACUCCUGGCAUCAUGGAGGAGGCUGACCUGCUAAAGGAAAGGCUGCAGGCCAUCACGGACAAAAGAAGAAUCCAGGAGAACAUCGCCAAGAAAAGGAGACAGAUUGAAGAGGAGAAAUUAAAACUCCAGUACAUAAAGAAGAAAGCCCUGAGGGAGCAGUGGCUGAUGGAUGGCCUGAGUCAGCAGUCGGAGGAGGAACAGGAAGCCAUGAGGCUCCAGGCUCAGGACAUACAGCAGCAGAGUGAUGAGCUGCAGAGCAACAUCCUCAGAAUCGAGGAAGAGAUAGAGACCUUGGAAACACAGGAGCUUGUCAUCUCUGCCAAUGAAGAAGUGGUUCUGAAACAAUUAAAAGAGGUGGAGAGGACUGCUGAGGACAUUAUCAAGGAGAUAAAUGCAGACUUCCACACAGAUUUGAUACAUCAUGAACCCUUGUCACUCCCAGAUAUCCCAUCACUCAUCCCACUGACAACAAAAAAACCUCCCAUACAUGAGCUCACUAAUGAAGCACCAAAGAAAGCUACAUUUGCGAUGGAGAUUAGUGUGGAGCAUGAUAAAAAAACAGGCAAAAGUCAGGUGGUCUCUACAGCGACCAUCACCCCAGACACCAUCGAGGAGAGGGGAUAUAAGGUGUAUGAUGAUGGGCACAAGUCAGUAUAUGCACUGCACCCAGAUGGAGGCAAACUGCACAAUGGAGCAGUUGGAGAGAUGACACUCACAGAGGUAGAAGAGCUGCUGCAUCAGGCCACAGAGACCAAUGUGCCCACUGAGGUGCAGUACCAUCAGCCGGUCUACUCUGUACCCUAUACAGGCAGCAGCAGACCUUCAACACCCAGGACACCAAACAAAUCACAAACACCCAGCCCCAGCCCAUUUCAGGGCUCAGUCCAAUCCAUAAAUGGUGCUCAAAUCCUCAGAAAGGAAAAGCAGCUCAGCCAAGACUUGGACGGAUGGAAAACCCCGAGCAAAACACCCAGUCCCAGUCUCAUCCAACAGGACUCCACAUCCAGAGUGCAAAGACCAAGAGAAGAAACCAAGCUGCCCUCUUUACCCUUUCCAGGACAAACAAAGAGUGAAGGACAUUUAAUGUCACAGCUUCACUUUGGUGAUAAAACUCCACCAAGACUCAGCAUCAGCAAGGUGGAUGUGAGCAGUCCAAACCCAGUAGCUCUCGUCUCAGUCAGAGCCAGUACUACAGGAAUGCCAGCACCCCUACAGCCUGUCUACAGGGGGAUAGACAGCUGUAGUCCUUCACUACACAACCACAAGUCUGAUCCUGAUGCCUUGAUAGAGAACUCAGGUGAUUUAAACAGACAUUCACCCUUCUGUGCCUCCCUGAACCUCGUCAACGCUCUGCCAGAGGAGGUUGAGUCAGAGCAAGUCACCAUGAUUUUUAUGGGCUACGAGAACGCUGAUGAUGAGGAAGAAGAAGACAUUCAGGCUGAGCUGGUGAUCAUAGGGAACAGUGAUGAGGAUGAUGAUAAUGAUGAGGCCCAGUGUGGUGAAUCUGAAAGAGAGCAUCUCUCAUACCACCCAGAGGGAUACAAGAGCAAAGUCUUCCGACCCAAGGUGGGUCUAGCCAAGGUCACAGGCUGCAGAAACAUUACCGAAGACACCUACACAAACUGGAAAGAUUUAGGACUCCACAAGCCAACAUUCAUCCACAAGACUGGAAAGCACAGUCACUGCCUGCAGGGACAGAGGGCGGAUGAGUCUGCAAACCCAGGCAGCUGAGAUAUGGAGGAGAUGAAGCCCUGUUCAACGGGAAGAUGGACUGUCACCACUUCCUAAGAAUGUGGGGCGUUGAAAA
Molecule: messenger RNA, 1952 nt
Organism: Plectropomus leopardus (leopard coralgrouper)
Lineage: Eukaryota; Metazoa; Chordata; Actinopteri; Perciformes; Serranidae
Source: RefSeq, a predicted model, not a curated record